Molecule: messenger RNA, 357 nt
Organism: Staurois parvus
Lineage: Eukaryota; Metazoa; Chordata; Amphibia; Anura; Ranidae
Source: the annotation of a GenBank genome assembly
CUUUGGUCAUCUCCUGUACUAUGUCCACAGUCUCUGGUCAUCUCCUGUACUAUGUCCGCAGUCUCUGGUCAUCUGUUGUAGUACAUCUGCGGUCUCUGUUCAUAUCCUGUACUAUGUCUGCAAUCUCUGGUCAUCCCUGUACUAUGUCCGCAGUCUCUGGUCAUCUCCUGUACUAUGUCCGCAGUCUCUGGUCAUCUCCUGUACUAUGUCCGCACUCUCUGGUCAUCUCCUGUACUAUGUCUGCAGUCCAUUGGUUCAGAAUUUUUUUUUCUUGUUUUCCUCCUCUAAAACCUUAGGUGAGUCUUAUGGUCAGAUAAGGGUCUGGUAUGGAUUUUUGUAAUGGUCCAGACAUUUUUU